Camellia sinensis is the source of this 2140-nucleotide messenger RNA. Its product is annotated as trihelix transcription factor PTL-like. NCBI's taxonomy places the organism in Eukaryota, Viridiplantae, Streptophyta, Magnoliopsida, Ericales, Theaceae. The record is from RefSeq and is a predicted model, not a curated record.
CUUCUCCAUUUUUGAAUCUUUAGGUCCAUCUACCUAGCUUUAACUCUCUCUCUCUCUCUCUCAACUUUCUCUCUUUUCACAUUCAGUCACUCACAUAUGAUCUCCUCUUCUCUAUUGCAAAUAAUUUCAGUUUCAAAACCUAAUAAUGGAGGAGAGAAACAGAAACAAUUAUGGCUUCCUUGAUCUGAGACAGAUCAUGGGCGGAACCGGAAGGAACUGUUUUCCACAGCCACCACAGCCACAGCCACAGCCACAGCUCUCAGAACCAUUCAUAUUGGGUGGUUGUUGUCACAGCACUGGAGAGGUGUUUGGUCAUGAAUUUGGACAACAUAACAACAUUAAUAACAACACUGGUAGUACUAGUACCAGUAGUGUUGUUGUUGUCACUCCUAAUCCUAGUCCUAGUCCUCCUCCUCCUUCAUUUUCUGCUGCUGCUCAUGCUCAUCAGUUUGGCUUAGAGAUGGAGACCGUUAAUGGAGAUGGUGGUGGUGGAAGUAGUAGUAGUAGUAGUAGAUGGCCUAGACAAGAGACUCUCACUCUUCUUGAAAUCAGAUCUCGUCUUGAUUCUAAAUUCAAAGAGAUCAAUCUCAAAGCUCCCUUGUGGGAUGAUGUCUCUAGGAUAAUGUGGGAGGAACAUGGGUACCAGAGAAGUGGAAGGAAAUGCAGAGAGAAGUUUGAGAACUUGUACAAGUACUAUAAGAAGACUAAGGAAGGUAAAGCUGGAAGACAUGAUGGCAAGCACUAUAGGUUCUUUCGCCAGCUUCAAGCCCUCUGUGAAGAACCCAUCAAUGAAUCUUCAGAUACCCAUCUUGCCAAAUACAAUCUUGUUUAUCCAAACCCAAUGACAAACAGUUUUAUUUUCAAUCAAGAAAAUCAAGAAGAUUUGCAGGACCAGAAGCUACUCGAGAGCGAUAACCGAUCUAAUUCAUCUGAAUUUGAGACUUCUUCUUCCAUAAACAAUGGUGAUGAUCUUUCAGCCAUGGCAUUGAUGUUGAAGCGUUCUAUGGAGAAGAGGACUAACACGAAUGAGAGCCAAAGUUUUAGAAAGGUCAAGAAGAGCUGGAAAGCGAAGGUGGUCGAAUUUGUAGACUCAGGGAUGAGGAAGUUGAUGGACACACAGGAGGUUUGGAUGGAGAAGAUGUUGAAAACUAUUGAGCAGAAAGAAGAGGAGAGUAUGAUCAGAGAGGAAGAAUGGAGGAAAGAAAACAAGGCUCGGUUGGAUCAAGAAUAUAAAUUUUGGGCUAAUGAGAGAGCAUGGAUCGAAGCUCGAGACACCGCAUUAAUGGAUGUUUUGCAGAAAUUUACAAGGAAAGAACUAAAAGUUUCUUUACCGGAGAUACAAGAUUGCAAAGAUAUGGAAGAUGACACUAACAGAAGUACCGAGUGGCUUGAACCGGAGAUCUCAAGUUUCAUUCAACUAAGGACAAGUAUGGAACCAAGGUUUCAAGAAAGUGAGAAUUCAAAAGAAUGGCUAUGGGAGGAGAUAGUGGCAAGAAUGGCUUGUUUGGGGUAUGAUUGGAGUGUGAUGAGGUGUAGACAGACAUGGGAAAAUAUCAGCUUCUAUUUUAACAAGACAAUGGAGUAUGAGAAGAAGGGUGGUAGUGUUCAGAAUUCAAGAAUUUAUUACGAUGGACAAGAGAUUGGUACGCAAAACAAUGAUGGACUCUCAACUUGUAGCUCUAAAAUUGGCAAUGAAGUGCAUGAAAACAACUUUCCAGUCCUGAUGAUGAAUGAAAAGGGAACCCUGUGGGACAAUUAUGAUUUGAAGUUCAGUAAAGAAUAAAAUCAUUGGGUAUGGUGUGGAAGGCUCGUCUUACCAAUCUUAUAUGUUGUCGCGCAGAUGACUAACACCAGAAGAGUUGAACCUGAACUUUGGUAUAAUAUCCAAUAUCUUUUUACUCAACCAAACCCCUUUGGAUUAAAACCACCAAGAUUAGCUCAAAUAAGAAUUGCAGUUUUUUUUUUUUUUUUUUUUUUUUUAAAGGUCUUCAAAUCUAAGUGAUGUAAAUUGUUUAUUGGAAGAGGUAUGAUGAUCUGUGUCGAUUGGAAGAUAGGUUUGUCUCUUCAUGCAGGCAAAAGAUUUGUGCUCAGAAUUUUUAUCAAGAAUUUUAUCUACAAUGGUUAAAAGUGGUCAAGACUC